Messenger RNA from Capronia coronata CBS 617.96, 306 nucleotides. RefSeq lists its product as uncharacterized. The record is from RefSeq and is a predicted model, not a curated record. The transcript has 2 exons. Bases 1 to 306 code for a protein of 101 amino acids. Gene Ontology annotation, biological process: protein sumoylation. Gene Ontology annotation, molecular function: protein tag activity; ubiquitin-like protein ligase binding. Lineage: Eukaryota; Fungi; Ascomycota; Eurotiomycetes; Chaetothyriales; Herpotrichiellaceae. Gene Ontology annotation, cellular component: septin ring; nucleus.
AUGUCGGAUGCCGGUCAAGCCUCGCCCAAUGGCGGCGGUGACGUGCCUCCUGCCGGAGGUGCCAACGAGCACAUGAACAUCAAGGUCACAGAUGGCAACAACGAGGUCUUCUUCAAGAUCAAGAAGACGACCAAGCUGGAGAAGUUGAUGAAGGCCUUCUGCGAACGACAGGGCAAAGACAUCCGAUCGGCCAGGUUCUUGUUUGAAGGCCAAAAGGUCCAGCCACAGGAUACGCCUGAAGUACUCGAAAUGCAAGACGGCGACUCGAUCGAAGUCCAUCAAGAGCAGAUCGGUGGCGGCGCUUGA